UACAUCGGUUACAAGACAAAACACAAAAGUAAGCAUUGCAGUCAAAUAAUACAAAGCUAUCGUUAUGUAAAGCCACGAGCUAGUGGCGAUAAUGAAGCACGUCCCUACAACAGUCUUCUUCUUGCUCUCCACUCUCCUCCUCGCCGUCUCCAUCGAGUCUCCACCACCGCCACUGUUUCCCGAUGAAGCUCUACCCACUAAAUCCGGUUACCUCCCGGUUAAACCCGCCCCAGGCUCCUCCAUGUUCUAUGCCUACUACGAAGCCCAAAAGCCAACCACAACUCUCACCGACACUCCACUCCUCGUUUGGCUCCAAGGUGGGCCAGGCUGCUCUUCCAUGAUUGGCAACUUCUACGAGCUUGGCCCUUGGCGAGUAGUUUCACGCGCCACAGAGCUAGAACCCAACCCCGGCGCUUGGAACCACCUCUUCGGCUUACUUUUCUUGGAUAACCCCAUCGGUGUCGGAUUCAGCAUCGCCGCUUCAAAACAAGACAUACCAAGUAAUCAGAGACAGGUGGCAGAGCAGCUGUACGCAGCUCUCGUGGAAUUCACCGAGCAGAACCCAGGUUUUGAACACCGACCGGUUUACAUAACCGGCGAGAGCUACGCCGGGAAGUAUGUUCCAGCUAUUGGUUACUAUAUCCUCAAAGAAAAGCCCAAUGGGAAGGUUAAUCUAAAAGGCCUUGCCAUAGGAAAUGGGCUAACCGACCCGGUAACCCAAAUCCGGACCCAUGCGGUCAACGUCUAUUACUCGGGUCUGGUCAACGCGAAACAGAGAGAAGCGCUCGAGAAAGCUCAAGAGAUAUCAAUAUAUCUCGUGAAGGCUCGGAAAUGGCGCGAAGCAGCAGAUGCUAGACUCGAACUAUUGACGCUACUAGGCAACAUGACAGGACUCGCGACGCUUUACAACACCGCACGGAUGAUACCGUAUAGAACGGACCUGGUGGUGGAUCUCAUGAACCAGAGGGAGGCGAAACGGGUACUGGGAGUGAGCGAAACGAUGCGUUUUGAGGAAUGCAGCGAUGAAGUGGAAGAGGCUUUACGAGGAGACGUGAUGAAGAGCGUGAAGUUCAUGGUGGAGUACGCGGUGGAGAGGACCAACGUGUUGUUGUAUCAAGGUAUGUUAGAUCUAAGAGACGGCGUCGUUUCGACUGAGGAGUGGAUGAAGAAUAUGAACUGGUCCGGGUUGGAGAUGUUUUUGACGGCGGAGAGGCGGGUGUGGAAGGAUGGUAACGGUGAUGUCGCGGGCUACGUACAGAGGUGGGGGAAUUUGUCACACGUGGCGGUUUCUGGAGCGGGGCAUUUCGUUCCGACAGACAAAGCUGUUAACUCGAGGGAUAUGAUUGAAGCUUGGGUUCUGGGUAAAGGUUUGUUCGAUGCUGAGGACGUACAUCAGACAUUAACGUCAAGCGUUUUAGAGUCCAAGCCAAAUAGAUUUGAUUCUGGAAAUUGAGUGAAAGAUCCACUGUACUAGUUGAGUUGUGUAACACUGAAUAAGAGUUUGAUUCUAGUUGUUCUUGUAAUUUUUCAUUGUACGUGCAAUUGAUCAUUAUGUUCUCAAAGUA
Molecule: messenger RNA, 1565 nt
Organism: Brassica oleracea var. oleracea
Lineage: Eukaryota; Viridiplantae; Streptophyta; Magnoliopsida; Brassicales; Brassicaceae
Product: serine carboxypeptidase-like 50
Exons: 1
Coding region: 92-1453 (453 amino acids)
Biological process (GO): proteolysis
Molecular function (GO): serine-type carboxypeptidase activity
Source: RefSeq, a predicted model, not a curated record